AUGUCCACCUCCGCCAGUGGCGACAAGCAGAAUCCACGCCUAGUCCAGGUGACGAGGGCUGAUCAGGUCAAGACGGGGCAUGGACAGACGGAUGGGAUGAUACGGCAGUCGGCCAUUGUCGAGCUAUCCCCUUCCAUUUGCGGCACGUUGAUGCGCGCCCAACCGCAUUCCGCUUCAGCAGUCCACCAUCAUGGCACACAAGACACCAUCGUCUACGCCGUCAGCGGCUAUGGCUCUCUCGUAUCAUCCUCAGGCAAGGGCAAAGACGGUCUGUUUGGGGAUGUCAGGCAAGAUCUCAAGCCAGGAGAUUGGGCAUUGAUCCCCGCAUACCGGGAGCAUCAGGAGGUGAACGACGGAGAUGAAGAGGUCGUCUGGGUCAUAGUGCGGGCGCCGGGAGGGAUCCCUGUCGUCGAGAACCUGAAGGGUUGGGGCGAGAGCUUGGAGAUGUAA
This is a messenger RNA of Cladophialophora immunda, 450 nucleotides long. RefSeq lists its product as uncharacterized. The record is from RefSeq and is a predicted model, not a curated record. Bases 1 to 450 code for a protein of 149 amino acids. Lineage: Eukaryota; Fungi; Ascomycota; Eurotiomycetes; Chaetothyriales; Herpotrichiellaceae. The transcript is spliced from 2 exons.